AUGCACAACACAGCAGCCUCUCAUUCUGCCAAGAUGUUCAGAAUCAGCACAUUUGUAAAAAAGACCUGGAUUCUCUUGCAAGUGUGCUUGUGUACUGCUCUAGGUAAACUUUUUAUGAUCUUAUUCCCAGCUACUGUAAAGAGCUAUAUAUUGAGACAAGGGGAAAAGAGCAGCAUGGGGAGGAAUCCCAAAUUCAUGUAUGAGAACUGGGGACCCACUUUCUUUAGCUUCCCCUACCUACUCUUUGUCUUGAAAGUCAAAUGGAAAAGGCUGGAAGAUGAAGCGUUUCAAGGCUGCCCUGCUCCCAACACCCCCGUGAUAGAUCUUGGAGGGGAAGUUCGUCACAUCUUGGAUUUCAUGCAAGAUAACAGGCCUUUGGUUCUGACAUUUGGAAGCUGCACCUGACCUUCAUUUAUGUUCAAAUUUGGCGAGUUCAAGAAGCUUGUCGAAGAUUUCAUAUUUGGAGCAGAUUUCCUUGUGAUCUACGUUGAAGAAGCCCACGCUUCAGAUGAAUGGGCUUUUAAAAAAAAUAUUUCUAUUAAAAGUCACCGUACUCUCCAAGACCGCAUACAGGCUGCACAGAUCCUUUUGGAAGAUCGUCCCUUGUGCCCAGUGGUUUUAGAUACUAUGGAAAACAAAAGCAGUUCUAAAUAUGCAGCUCUGCCAGAAAGACUUUAUGUGCUUCAAAGAGGAAAAGUUGUCUAUAAGGGUGGAGUGGGACCUUGGAACUAUAGCCCUCAAGAAGUGCGUGAAGUUUUGAAACAACUACUCUAAAUGUGUAAAGCAAACCUACUAGUGGCUCCCUAAAGUGAGCAAAAUAAUUACUCCAUAAUCUGCUGGUUCAUUUUAAAAAGGAUUAAUAUUCAUUUAGAAAAUCUUGUAUAUAUUUGAAGAGAGUAAAUCCCAUCCAUAUGCGGAAAAUGGGCACUGUCCACUGUGCACCUAUCAUUACCCCUACAUAGGUCAAGUACACACAACAGAUUAAUCAUGUGGUAACUGCAGUAGUCCCUUGCUUAUAUGACACUGAUAGCUUAAAUCAGUAUGGCCUAAACACAUGCAAAUAAGGGUUUAGUAGCCACCUGAAAACCAACUUAUAGAAGUGGCUACAUGCUGCAAGCCUUUCACAUGAAGCAACCCAUCAAUCACUUCUAACUAUUUGGAAUCCAUCAACAGCGGGUGGUAAAGUGAGGUAAAUUGUCAGAACUGCUUAGCAAGUAGCUUCACAAGAACAGCUUGUCUUGCGGAGUAGCCUCCACAUAGCUGAACAAUGUAAAUAAUAACCUCCCUCCUUGGUUGCCAAGUGGCCAUGAGGUUUUCCAACUCAGACCACACCCUAACUAUUGGAACUGCCAGAACAAUGUUUGAG
Gekko japonicus is the source of this 1366-nucleotide messenger RNA. RefSeq names its product deiodinase, iodothyronine, type I (gene DIO1). NCBI's taxonomy places the organism in Eukaryota, Metazoa, Chordata, Lepidosauria, Squamata, Gekkonidae. The record is from RefSeq and is a predicted model, not a curated record. Gene Ontology annotation, molecular function: thyroxine 5'-deiodinase activity.